GCCCACAUCUCUCUCCUCUUUUACUCCACUGCUGUGCUAGCCUCGCUCACACCACAUGGCGCGUGGAAAGUCGAAAAUUCUCGGUCCGCAAGAAGACCAUGCAACGGCAAAGGAGGGCGACGCUGAAGUCUCCGAUUACGAGCUCGCUCGACUAGCUCGAAUCAAACGAAAUGAGGCAUUUAUGGCAAAGUUGUCGAUCAGUGCUCUAAAGACAGCGCCUUCCACAGCGGCAGCGGCGAAGAAGAAGCGCUCGCCCUCGAAGCGACCACGGGACCCAGCCUCGAGGACGGCACCGUCUCGAACGUCGAAGCGACUAAGAAGCAAAGCGGCGGAUCCCCAAGACUUGGUGGCAAUACCUGGCACGUGGAUCUCCAGCCUUGCGCGUGCAACAACCAAGCCGGGAGGAGCACCUUCAUCGUUUCGACACGACUACGGGCCGGAGCUGGAUCCAGAAGAAGCCGAAGAGAGGAUGGAGGUGUUGAAAGGUCUCAUCGAUGCCAGAGAUGAAGCCAAGGCGGGUACAGCGAGUUACAACCACUGCCUUCACCGCGUGCGGACGAUGUCCGAUGUCAGCCUCGCACGAAGGGUGCACACCAUCGAGCGAGCUCGAGGAGCCCAGGCGAAGGAAAAGAUGUUGGUUUUCUCCCGGGUUUUAACGGCCAAGGGAAAGACGGACCUCGCCGAGAUGGCCGAGGCUGCCCUUGACAGGCUCGUUCGGGGCGUUCCAAUGCCCGAGAAGGAGAGGUGACGAGCAACCGGAACCAGAUCCCCCGAGGGACUGAAACCAAAAGACCAGUUCACGCGGAACAUGGUGGUUGUGUGCUCUCUCUGGUGCGGCACAUCACUGCUCGGAUUGUGUCAACAGCGGUCAAGCGUCUUUGAGAGACUUCCAGACGGACGGAAGGACGAACAAACGUAGUCCCGGGAGGGCGUUGUUUUCUAGGCAGUGCACCGAUGCGGCCCCUAACACUGAGGGCCAUGGUGGUGGUGCUGCUGCUGGUAAUUAUCCUCUGUGGAGGGCGUGCAGUAGGUGGCGGUGUGUGUAGCAGGUAAACCUCGAUGAGCUUAAUGCACGUGUUCGAGCUCGGGCUAUGAUGAAGCUCAUACUUUUUAGUGGCACAUCAGCAAACGGCGCAGGCACACAGCCACAGCAGGGUCGGACGAGGUCUAUCGUCCAAGGCUAGCUAGCAGGUGAUGACGUCGUUGUUGAAUGGACGUAGCUGAGUGUCGAGCGGCCGUAUGUUAGUAGCAGCGUAUGCUUUUGUGUACGCUAAUGUGGGCGAACCUAAGUGAUGCGCACUUUUGAUUGUUUCAGAUCAUUCAUCGGACCUCAGGUGGACAUCGAAGUCGCCCUCGUCCUUGUUUUUCCGGAGCGUACACUAGUUCGAACUUAGGGCCCUACUAUUUCGUGACCGAGUCGGCGUAUAUCCCAAUGUAUCCUGGGUACAUCGAACACUACUUGCUGUUGUGGGCAGUGUUUUCACCGGUUCGGCCACGAAGUCAACGUUUUACAAUCCUGACCGUUCUACCGGCUGACUCCUAACCCUUACCAUUCCCACCAAACAAGGGCGUUUCACUCUUCCCU
This is a messenger RNA of Ectocarpus sp. CCAP 1310/34, 1585 nucleotides long. The record is from the annotation of a GenBank genome assembly. Lineage: Eukaryota; Phaeophyceae; Ectocarpales; Ectocarpaceae.